Molecule: messenger RNA, 1116 nt
Organism: Malassezia pachydermatis
Lineage: Eukaryota; Fungi; Basidiomycota; Malasseziomycetes; Malasseziales; Malasseziaceae
Product: tho complex subunit 3
Exons: 4
Coding region: 1-1116 (371 amino acids)
Biological process (GO): mRNA export from nucleus
Cellular component (GO): THO complex part of transcription export complex
Molecular function (GO): protein binding
Source: RefSeq, a predicted model, not a curated record
AUGGUGAGUGGGGCCUCAGCCGAUGGCCUUGAGGCGUACCGACGCGUCGGCCAAUUGGAAGAGCCAUGGUCCGACGCAUCGUUCUUCGCACGCCGAGGAAUGCCCUAUCCCUCCUUUUCCUCUGCCCGAUCGCUGAAGGAGCUGCGGGGUGGACAUUCUGGCGGCGUUCGUGCGUUGGCGUGGAACGCAAAUGGCGACAGCCUUAUUAGUUGCGGACAUGACAGAGUUGUUCGGGCAUGGCAUCCAGAUCGUGGUACAGAUAUCCGUUCCUCGGUCGAGCUCACAGGGCACACUGAUCAAGUAUCUGCCCUAGCAUGCCAUCCCCACCAUCCACACCUUGUAGCCACUGGAAGCCUGGAUCGAACAGUGCGCUUAUGGGAUCUGCGACAACCAUCUCCCGCUCGGAUAGUGACGACGCCAGGUGCGAAUAUUAAUUUGGCGUACAGCCCUGAUGGCCGCUACUUGGCUGUGGGCGAUAAGUCUGAAACGGUAAGCUUGAUUGACGCCGAGCAAGGCACACUACUGCACACGAUCAAAGACGGUAGCAUGGAUCGAGAAGAGAUCAAUGAAUUGGCUUGGUCCCCGGAUGGCUCCCUUCUCCUGCUUCCAAUGGGCAGCGGCGGCAUUAGCUUUUUGCGUGCGCCAGAUACCCCCGAUGCCGUGACAGAGGAGGCGGGAGCACCACGUGAGCACGGCUUUCAUCCUAGCUGGAAGCGUAUCCUUCUACGACCCGCCCACCCAGCGGCUAUUUUCUGUAUUGCCUGGGACCCUAAGUCACGUCUUGUGGCUACAACGGCCGCGGACAGUACCCUGGCCUUGUGGGAUGCCAAAGAUUGGGAUUCUGUGCAUGUAUUUUCUGAAUUUAUUUUCCCACCACGCUGCAUUGAUUUUUCGUGCGAUGGCGAAUGGUUAGCGGCAGGUGGCGAAGACGCGCAUGUGUUCUUGAUUUCUACGGUAUCUCAGCGCAUCGCCCACAAAAUUCCUGUCUCCUCUACAAUCAAUUCUCUUGCAUGGCACCCAUCCAAGCCGUUGCUGGCAUAUAGUGGCACUGAUCCUGCGGCCACAGCUCAAGCCACAGCACGCUCGUCGCCCAUCUGGCUCUAUAGUCUUUCAUAG